GACCUUGGUGCCCACGUGACUGACAUUAGAUCUUGAACGAACAAGCAGACAGAAGGCAGAGAAUUCUCGUCUUUCCCUUAUUGAUUGCAUCGUAUCGUAGAAAAUACAUGCACGGACGUAGUAGUCGAUCCCCCAAGUACGGUAUGCAACAGUCCCGUAUGUUACAGGGAAAUCCGAAACUGCUUAACGUUAUAAGGGGGCAGAUAUGUAGAUAUCUCUUAGCAAGGGGAUCCCUUUCUCUGUCAUUACUUCACGGUUGUCAAGACUCGCUAACCUUCGGAUGUGAAAAUAAUGAUUACUUGCAAAUCCACCUGAUCAGGCGUGACUUCCCCUCCAGCUUCAUCAAACCCUUCUCCAGCGAUGGACUAUUGGUUCGCAGGUGCAGUAAGAGAACCGGGAGUCCAUGCUCGCCAUGGAACUACUGUGGAGCCGACCCCUUUGCACCUUCCCCACAGUUUGGCUGGUUCCUGGCGUGCCUGACAAACCGAAAAGGACGAUUGUCAGGGGAGGGCGGGGGAUUUGCAGCGAUUGGUUACAAUCAAUCAAAGCCCCAACGGAUCGGACGGCGAUCCUCUUGCAGCUGAAGGAAUUGCGCAAAGCCGCUGACGGGAUUGCUCGACGCCGCCGGCCAUGCCGUUUCGUCUGUUCCGGGGCUGUUAUCAGUCAUUAACUUUUGAAUGACCAGUGUGCCAGCCAUCGCUGAUAGAACUCAGAUGUAUUCGUAUUGAUCACGUCGGUCUCCAGUCUGGCGUCGGCCGCGCUAGGAUAAAACGGGAAAUGUUCUAGAAGCAGGGACGGAAAUGGUUAGGAGUGGCUGCGUCGGCAGGCACGAAGAGCGGCGAGCCUGGAGCGGCAUGUCUCACUGUUUUCGCUGAUUUCAGAUGAGAUGUCCAAAGAACACAAUUCUGUUCAGACCUUCGUCUUCCCAACUGGAUGAUAG
Molecule: messenger RNA, 940 nt
Organism: Canariomyces notabilis
Lineage: Eukaryota; Fungi; Ascomycota; Sordariomycetes; Sordariales; Chaetomiaceae
Exons: 1
Coding region: 108-584 (158 amino acids)
Source: RefSeq, a predicted model, not a curated record